This is a messenger RNA of Arachis duranensis, 936 nucleotides long. RefSeq lists its product as uncharacterized. Bases 1 to 936 code for a protein of 311 amino acids. Gene Ontology annotation, molecular function: nucleic acid binding. Lineage: Eukaryota; Viridiplantae; Streptophyta; Magnoliopsida; Fabales; Fabaceae. The transcript is spliced from 4 exons. The record is from RefSeq and is a predicted model, not a curated record.
AUGACUGAGACAUUUUCGGAUGAACAAUUGUUCCUCAUUCAGCAGGCCCCAUGGUUUGCAGACAUUGCAAAUUACAAGGCCAUGAAUUUUAUUCCAAAGGAGUAUAGUAGGCAACAAGUAAAGAAGCUAUUGACUGAUGCAAAAUACUACAUUUGGGAGGAACCGUACCUUUUUAAAAGGUGUUCAAAUGGUAUAAUCCGGAGAUGUGUCCCGGAUGAGGAAAAGCAGCAGAUUCUUUGGCACUGUCAUGGUUCUGAUUAUGGAGGACACUUUGGUGGUGAAAGGACAGCUACAAAGGUCCUUCAGAGCGGGUUUUACUGGCCGACUCUCUUCAGGGACUCAAGAGAAUUUGUGAAGCACUGUGACAGAUGUGAAAAAGCCACGAACCUCCCUGCCAACCAUGAGAUGCCACAGCAGGGAAUUCUUGAGGUUGAGUUGUUUGAUAGAUAUGGAGUCCGUCAUAAAGUGGCAACCCUCUAUCACCCUCAGACAAGUGGACAGGUUGAAGUUUCCAACAGGGAACUCAAGCGGAUUCUAGAAAAGACCAUCAAUGUUUCAAGAAAGGACUGUUGGUCUAUGGCAAAGCCUGUCACUUGCCAGUUGAGCUGGAGCAUAAAGCGUACUGGGCAAUCAGCCUAUGAGAAUGCCAAGCUCUAUAAGGAGAGAACCAAGCUCUUGCAUGACAAGAAGAUUACCAUCAGAGUCUUUGAGCCAGGGCAGAGAGUACUUUUGUAUAAUUCAAGGCUCAAACUUUUUCCCAGAAAGUUGAAAUCCCGGUGGUCAGGACCGUUUGUGGUUACCAAAGCCUCACCAUAUGGUCAUGUGGAAAUACAGGAAGAGAAUUCUGACAGGAAAUUUACAGUGAAUGGCCAGAGGUUGAAGCACUAUCUUGGAGGCGUGAUUGAUCGCCAGCGGUCUGCUCAUCUGCUGAAUUAG